CUGGGGUCAGGAGCAGCUGAGUUAGCGACCAAGCCACCAAGGAACAGAGCGAAGGAGGAAAUCUAAUCUCUUCUGGAGGGGGAGGAGGAAUUGUUUGUGUUUAUCAACCUUUUUUUCCCCCGGCAUUACUUUUUGCUGUGUUCUGAGUUAAGGCUCUUCCUGCCUGCCCGGCUCGUUAGCAGAAGCAUGGUGAAGGUCUUUUAGCCAACGUCACCAUGUUCAGCAAGAAGAAGAAACGCGUUGAGAUCUCUGCUCCCUCAAACUUCGAGCACCGGGUCCACACUGGGUAUGACCAACAAGAGCAGAAGUUCACCGGGCUGCCGAGGCAAUGGCAGGGCAUCAUCGAGGAGUCGGCAAAGAGACCCAAGCCACUGGUGGAUCCUGUGUACAUCACGGCUAUUCAGCACGGCUCGCAGAAGACCAUCGUGCGGGGAAACAAAACCGCUAAGGACGGCUCCCUGACCUGGCUGCUGGAUGAGUUUGAGAACAUGUCGGUGUCCCGCUCCAACUCGCUGCGCCGGGACAGCCCCCCCCUCCAGCCCCGCCGCGACCAGCUCUUCCACCAGAACGGCCUCAACGAGGGGCCGGCCAAAGCCCAGCCCGUCGAGGACAGGAAUAAGGACCACAGAGAGAGGACUCGCCAUGAGGCCAGGAACGAGCUGGAUCGGGACAGGGAGAGGAACCGGGACAGGGAGGAGAACCGGGCCCACCCACAGCAGCCCCGAGGGCAGGAGCCCGGCAGCAAAUCCACCAAGCACCCUGGCGGCAGGCCGCCCCCUCCUGAGUACCACAAGCCCUCUAAGGAGGGCAGGCCCAGAGCCCAUGACCGGGAUGGCAGGCGGGACUGCCCGGCGGAGAGGGACUACAGCCAGCCGGCCGACCGCGUGGUCAGGAGGGAUCGCAACGACGCCUCCGACAAGAGACCCAAGUCCACGUACACCGGGGAGAAAAGCCCGCAGUCCCCGCGGGACAAACGCCCGCUCUCCGGGCCCAAUAUCCGGACUCCAAACAUCCCCGUCUCCGAAGGGGUGAUGAAGACAGCUCAGCAGACCGGCCGGCCUUUUAAUACGUACCCACGAGCUGAGACUGACCCUGUCAGGGGCACAGGUUCUCAGGCAGAGCCCAGGUCUGCGAGGCCCCAGGAAAUGACGUCCAACGGGCCAGUAAGCGGGAGCAGUAGCUCCUCCAGGGUCCACCAGCCAGGCCAGCCGAGGUCCAAAAACCCAGAGCCGCCCCACCCGGGAAUCUCCCCACACGCAUCAGAGCCCCACUUAACUCGCAUCCCCCAGCCAACUCCCCAGCCAUCUUAUUCUCAGCAGCAGCCGCCGCCGCCGCCUCCCCCCACGGCCUCCCAGCAGCCCCGCUCCCCGCAGCGCGAGCCCCAGCGGGUCUCCCACGAACAGUUCCGAGCCGCCCUGCAGAUGGUGGUCGACCCGGGCGACCCCCGGACCUACCUGGACAACUUCAUUAAAAUCGGCGAAGGCUCCACGGGCAUCGUCUGCAUCGCCACGGUCAAGAGCACGGGGAAGCUGGUGGCCGUGAAGAAGAUGGACCUGCGGAAGCAGCAAAGACGCGAGCUGCUGUUCAAUGAGGUGGUGAUUAUGAGGGACUACCCGCACGAGAACGUGGUGGAGAUGCACAACAGCUACCUGGUGGGGGACGAGCUGUGGGUGGUGAUGGAGUUCCUGGAGGGCGGAGCGCUGACGGAUAUCGUAACGCACACCAGGAUGAACGAAGAGCAGAUCGCCGCUGUCUGCCUGGCUGUCCUGAAAGCACUUUCUGUCCUCCACGCCCAGGGGGUCAUCCACCGAGACAUCAAGAGUGACUCCAUCCUGCUCACCCACGAUGGCAAGGUGAAGCUCUCUGAUUUUGGGUUUUGCGCGCAAGUGAACAAAGAGGUCCCGCGGCGGAAGUCGCUGGUGGGAACCCCCUACUGGAUGGCGCCAGAGCUCAUCUCCCGACUACCUUACGGCCCAGAGGUGGAUAUCUGGUCCCUCGGCGUGAUGGUGAUCGAAAUGGUGGAUGGAGAGCCCCCUUAUUUCAAUGAGCCCCCCUUAAAGGCAAUGAAGAUGAUCCGGGAUAACCUGCCCCCCAAACUUAAAAAUGUGCACAAGGUUUCUCCUUCCCUCAAAGGAUUCCUGGACCGCUUGCUGGUGAGAGACCCGGUCCAGCGAGCCUCCGCCACCGAACUCUUGAAACACCCCUUCCUGGCGAAGGCCGGGCCUCCUUCCAGCAUCGUGCCGCUCAUGCGGCAGAACCGGAUGAGAUGAGAGUGCCGGCUGCACCCGAGAGAGAGAGAGACGCGUACGCCGUCUGACCGCUCCCUACGCGGCCGCCCUGCCUCGGCCCCUGGCCCUCCGUUCUCCAGGGCGCUGCUGCCGUUCUCUUCGGCCGCCGCGGCAGGGACGGCGGCUCCCGACAGCCAGAGCAGCAGCAGGAGCGUCCGGCUCUCUCGGUCCCUCCGGGUUUCCGGCGACGGCCCGUUCCCGGCGGGGCCAGCGCUUCCGCUAACUGGAUUUACAACUGUGCCACUACUGUCAUGUCUGUGGCAGGAGCUCUCCUGCCCGUCGCACCAUACUGCUGAGUGGAGGGGGGUGGGGGGCCCAGCUGGGGGUGGGGGGGGUAGGUUUUUUUAAUGACUUUACAAUUUCUGAUCAAAACGGUAGUUUUUACACACACACAAAGCCGAGGCGGGGCCGGGAGCGACAGACACUAAGCAACUCAACACUGGAACGUCCAGCCACGGCUAGAAGCGGCUUUGCCUGGUCCUCUGGCUGCAGGCUCAAUCUUCCCCAGGCCGGGCCAGGAGCGGUCGGGGUAGGUAGGAGCGGUUUUGUGUAGCUCCGUAGCACUUGGGUUUCUUCAGUAGGGUGGGCACCAGCGGCAGGGCCUCCUUCCCGGCGGGAGGGAGGAUGCCUCUAGAUGCAGC
Messenger RNA from Mauremys reevesii (Reeves's turtle), 2929 nucleotides. It is a transcript of the gene PAK4, whose product is annotated as p21 (RAC1) activated kinase 4. The transcript has 9 exons. Bases 216 to 2270 code for a protein of 684 amino acids. NCBI's taxonomy places the organism in Eukaryota, Metazoa, Chordata, Testudines, Geoemydidae. Gene Ontology annotation, biological process: protein phosphorylation; intracellular signal transduction; regulation of MAPK cascade. The record is from RefSeq and is a predicted model, not a curated record. Gene Ontology annotation, cellular component: cytoplasm. Gene Ontology annotation, molecular function: protein serine/threonine kinase activity; ATP binding.